Molecule: messenger RNA, 1379 nt
Organism: Cladocopium goreaui
Lineage: Eukaryota; Dinophyceae; Suessiales; Symbiodiniaceae
Source: the annotation of a GenBank genome assembly
AUGAUCCGCGACAGUAGCGAUGAAGAGGAGGACGAUGAUGAGCAGGAAGAGGAAGAGGACCGUUUUGGAGGCUCAGGGCUGGAAGAGGCUCAGUCGUUAGCGAGAUCCGCCUCGUCCAGCUAUCUGAAAGCUUUGUUUCCCAAGUGCCAGGAGGCGGUGGGGGAUGCCGAGAUCCAGGCGAAACAACUGGAGGCAUUGGACGAGCUUGUGGCAAAACGUCCAGAGACUUGGUAUUCGAAAGGUGGAGAUACAGAGAUGGCCAACAAACGCCGCCCCGCCGUGGCGCCCAUUGCCACCCCAAGUCCAGCUAUGCCAAGCCCGGCCCAACCGCUGGAAAGCCCAAGCACCGCGGAUGGCAGCCCUACGUCGGCGCAGUCCGUGUCGCCGGCGAGUCCCAUGAGUCCCUUGAGCCCGGCCAGUCCGCCGGAUGCCGGGUCCAGCGGAGCCACGGGCCCCAAGAAACCCGUGCAGCGCGGUGCCCGCGCUGAGCCCGCGUCGCCCAAGUCGCCGGCAUCGCCCAAGUCGCCCAAGUCGCCGGCGUCGCCCAAGGUGUCGCCUAAGAGACAGGCGCAAGUGAGGAAGGUAAAAUCUGCCGCUGGAGACGGUGAGUCGAUGGACCAGGGUAACCAGGCGCAAAGCAUGAGGGCCUUUACGGAGAUGAAUUCCGGUGAGACGAAGGAGGUCACCGGUGAGCUGAGGAAGGCGUCACCAAAGAAUACUUGGUCCACUGGGUUGAAGGCCGCCUCGUCGACUGGCCGUUUCGAAACCACCAUGCGAUCAGCGCCCAAGGCGAAUUCCGCCUCCUUGACUCAGUUGCCAUCUGGGACGUGGCGAGGCCCUGUGGAGACCAGUGGCAACGAGCGGGAGAUGUUUUUGCGCUCGUUGUCAAAACACGAAUCCAUGCCGUUGCUCACCUUCCGCCCCCGCCGUGGGAAGGACCUUUGGGUCACCAACGUGAGCAAUCCAGCGCCUGGGACCUAUCCAGACCUCGACGAGUCGCAUACCAGCAAGUACUUAGCGCCACGCCAAGUGUCCUUUGGUUUCAGUCGCAAGAGCUCGCGAUGGCCGGCGAAUGCCGACCAGAAGCCCGGGCCAGGAGCGCAUAGCGUGGUGAAUUUCGAGAGGUUCAAAUACGCCGAUCCUGUGCGACACAGCUUCGGCGCCGCACCGCGAGGGCGACCCAAUCCCAUCAGGCAGAGUGGCCCAGGGCCAGGAGCCUAUGGCAUUCAACGCUCCGCGGACGAGGAGGGGCCUGCCGUGACGAUGGUGGGCAAGUAUCGCAAGCGCGGUGUCCUGAAUUACGACGAACCAGGCCCAGGAGCCUAUGAGCCCACCAUGGUACGGACCCUGUGACCUCGAAAAAUGGCGCUUGAACCAUC